Messenger RNA from Yarrowia lipolytica CLIB122, 1914 nucleotides. RefSeq lists its product as uncharacterized. The record is from RefSeq and is a predicted model, not a curated record. Lineage: Eukaryota; Fungi; Ascomycota; Dipodascomycetes; Dipodascales. Gene Ontology annotation, molecular function: phosphoric diester hydrolase activity.
AUGAAACUUCAGCUGCUGCUUUCUGCUGGUUUGGCUCUAGCUGGCUCGCUCAUCAAGGUCCCAGACACCCACUACAAGGGUCAUGAUGAGCUCGUCGAGUACGGAGUCAACGCCAUUGCUGAGCUCUACAACUCAACCCAUCUGGACAAGUGCGGCAAGUGUCUUUCUGCUCUCCAGCUCGGAAAGACCAUUGCUCUGCAGAACGACAAAGUGAUUCCCGAGAUUCUCAUCAAGCUGUGUGAAAAGUACCACUGGGAGGAGUUCUGUACCGUCGAAUACCAGGGCUUCAACUUUGGAGUCGCCUCAAAGGGUGCCCAUAUCGCCAAUGUUCUGACUCUCAUCGAUCCCACCGGUAUUGAUGGAGAGUACCUGUGCUACUACCAAGUCCGAAAGUCGUGUCCCUUGCCUCCCACUCCCAAGUACAACCUGACCGGAUGGUGGCCUGAGAAGCCUAAGAACCUAUCUCUCCCCAAGUCUGACGGCGAGACCUUCAAUGUAGUCCAUCUGUCGGACUUCCAUGUCGAUCUCCGAUACCAGGUUGGAGGAGAAGCAAACUGUACUGGAGGCUACCACAUGUGCUGCGUGGACGCUCUUCACAACGGCCCUGCUUACAAGGCCAACUACACCGAUAUUGUUCUUCCUGCUCAGAAGUAUGGAUCUUACGACUGUGACAUCCCCCAGAUUCUCCUGGAAGACUCUCUUGCCAAUGUGGCCAAGAUUGGACAAAACCUGUCUUUCGAGUUUGGCAUCUUCACCGGAGAUAUGGUAUCUCACGACAUUGACAGCUGGUUCUCUUUGGCCAAGAUCAUUGAGUCCGAGGAAGAUGUCUACUACAACAUGAAAAAGUACCUUGGGGACAUUCCCAUCUACUCUACUUUUGGCAACCACGACUCUUUUCCUUACGCCCAGCAGGCGCAGAACCGAUCUGGUUUCCUUGGAGAGUUCAUCUGGAACGCCCAAUUGUCGGCUGAUCUGUGGAAGGACUACGGUUGGAUAGAUGAAGAGACCCAGGCCGAAGCUAUCCAUACUUAUGGAUCUUAUGCUGUUAACACCAAGAGAGGCCUUCGAGUUAUUUCUCUUGACUCCAACUUGUGGUACCAACCCAACUACUACAAUUACUGGAACAUGACCGACCCUGAUACCUCCGGACUCAUGAAGUGGCUUGUUGACGAGCUUGUUGACGCUGAGAAGAAGGGUAUUCGAGUGUGGAUCAUGGCUCAUGUCCCUACUGGGGGAGGAACCGGAAACGCCAUGCCUCAUCAGACUGAGGUCAUUCGACAGAUUGUGGACCGUUUUGCCCCCGAGACCAUUGUUGCCCUCUUCUUUGGACACACCCAUGAAGACCAGUUCAAUGUCUACUACGCAGGAAACGGAACCGACAACAGUCUGGAGAAUGCUCUGACUGUGGGCUGGAUCUCUCAGUCCGUCACUCCUCUUCACAACUACAACCCAUCAUGGAGAUACUACGAGGUCGACACCAAGACCUUUGAGAUUGUCAACUCUAUCAACUACUACGCCCAGCUCAACAAGACUUUUGAGUACGAUAUCGACAAGCCCGAGCUCUCCAACUCCACCACUUUCCCUCAUAUCACCUACCCUCCUCGAAAGCCCGACGACAAGUUGGACUGGAUCUUUGAGUACUCCGCACGAGACGUCUAUGAUCCCGACCACAAGUGGCCCAAGUCUGCUCCCUUGAACGCCACCUUCUGGCACAAUGCCAUCCAGUACAUUGUCAACAACAAGACUGGUCGAGAGGACUACCUGCGAUACGAGUACCGAGAGAGCCCUUUUGUUCCUGACGGAAGCUCCCCCGAAUACAUCAAGAACAUGUACUGCUACUUUUCCUCCGGUACUGUUCCUGCCGUAUACGAGUGUCAGAAGCGACAGAACAUUACCAAGGAGAUUUGGAUUUAG